GCCGUUCUUUUGUGCUGUCGCAAGCGGCGUUCUUUUGAAUCACAACAUGAGCGGACUGCCGCCACCUUCCCACCACCACCACCACCACCAUCCUCAUCCGUAUGGUGGCGGUGUUCAUGAUGAGGAUGAGGACGAGGAUGAGGAUCUGUUGGAAGGGGCACCAGGUGCAGACGAUCAACGCCACAACGUUCUUCAAGAAAGCCAAGAUCGGCUGUUGCCACAGGGCAACGUGUAUCGCAUCAUGAGGACCACUGUCAACACAAAGAUUUCCGACUCGUCAAAGAUUCUCAUGCAGGAGUGCGCGUCAGAGUUUGUGAGCUUUGUCACGAGCGAGGCUGCAGACCGAGCAGAGAAGGAAGGCCGCAAGGUGCUCAGGUGCGAGGAUCUUCUCGAGGCCAUGAAUGCGCUUGGCUUUGAACACAUUGCAGAACCUUUGGCCGAGUAUACCAAAGCUUGUCGACAGUGCGAUGACGAGUGCUCUUCCCACUCGUGGCGAAAUGUAAAACCGCAGAAGCAAUUAACGCAAGAGGGCCACCGUGAUGAUGGUUCAAGAUGGUGGCAGCUUUCGCUGCUCUUCGUCGACGGCAUGAGCCUGCCACACACGGCUGACCCUGGCAUGGCCCACCAAGAGCAUCAACAACAUCAACCUUUCGUCUGCAUUGAUGAUGUCGGCAGUGGCAACAUCGUGCGCCAACCUGAAGGCAGCACUCCAGCAACACAUUCCCCGAUGCGGCGCUGCACAACCCUUGGGAGCUUCUUCCAUCACGACUCCUUUGCCGAACGGCACCGCAGCCCCGACACAUCAUCCGACUAUCUGUCCCCGGCACGCGCGGACUCACAGGAGCGGCAGCAACAGGGGCAGCCACAGGAGCAAGAUGCGGCAGCCGCAGACUCAAGCCGCCGUGCAGCCGACGUGAUUGUCGACAUGCUCGGCACGGACCAGGUGCGCUGUGAGCCAUCACCCCCUCGCCGCUUGCCCAGGGGCUCGCCUUCUUCCCUGCGGGGGCACAAGCGAACCCGGCCACACCCGCUCCAUCGGUCUGUGUCGCAACCGACCCUCUCGCACUCUUCCUCCGUUACGCUUGAGGGCUCCGUGGACAGCACCAGCGACAGAGAAUGCCGCGACGAUGGCUGCGAGGGCAGCAGCGAUGUACACGACGGUGUGGAUGCAGCUCAAAGUGCAUAUGCACACGAGCUACUGCCUGACCAUGAUGGGCAUGGCGGUGCAGAUGAAGAUGAUGUCGUGAGCGAUGAGCACACACCGCUACUGGGCAGCGCACAUUCGCGCCUGUCCGCAUCACACGAUCUGACAGCGGGCACGACGAGCAUCAACGCCGCCGAAGGUGGCAAACCAUACCACACAGCAGCUGGGAAUCACGUGGCUGCUGCAGACUUGUAUGGCCAUGCUCAAGACGCAGCCUCCGUCACAAACGGUGUCGCUGCUGCUGCUGGUGGCGGUGGCGGCAGCGGCUUUUCGCGAUCAACGUCGUCGACAAUGUCGCAGAAGCCCCGAGAUGAUGGUAGUCGCGGAGGCAGGCGACGGGCAAUCAUCAAAGCCGUGGUGUAUGGCAUGGUCAAUGCGGUGGUGUUGGUACCACUUCUCAUCUCCUUUGCGCAGAUCAUCUUUCGAGAUGAGUACUUCAAGCCCUCCAUGCCAACGCUCAUCAAGCUUGUGCUGCUCUCCGGCUGCAUCCAUCAAACCAUCUUCUGCAUCGCCAGUUCCCUUCCCUUUGCCAUCGGCCAGGUGCAAGAUGCUGGCCUCAUCUUCCUGUCCAGCAUGGCCACGACCAUUGUGAAGCACGGGCUCCAUCACAACCACGACCGUGAAGUCAUCCUUGCCACCGUCCUCUGCUGGCUGGCCGUCAGCACAGCCGCCCUCGGUCUCGCCCUCAUCGUCACUGGAAGGCUCAAGCUUGCUUCGCUCGUGCAGUACCUGCCCAUGCCCGUCAUUGGUGGCUACCUUGCUUUUAUCGGGUUCUAUUGCCUCGAGGCAGGCCUGUCGCUGAUGACGGGGAAGCGGGUGAUCUUCAUGGGGGACUGGUGGCGGCUGUUCAACCGCGACUCGGCCAUCCUCGUGACCCUGGGCAUCAUCCUCGGGCUCCUGCUCAUCGCAAUCACCUCCAAGUUCCGCCACUUUGCCGUCCUUCCGUGCUGUCUCCUUGUCAUCCCCAUUGUGUUCCACAUCAUUCUGCUCAUCGCAAAGGUGCCGCUGAGCGAAGCCCGCCAUGCGUAUGGGCAGGGGUGGCUCGAUCCCGUCACAAACACGUCCGAGUUCUGGCACAUUUACGACGACUUCAAGUUCAGCAAGGUCGACUGGUCCGUUGUUCCGCACGUUCUUCCCACGUGGUUUGCCAUGUAUUUUGUUGUCGCUUUCGGCUCCUGUCUCGACGUGGCAGCCAUCCAGAUGGAGCUUGGGCGGUCCCUGGACUUCAACCACGAGCUCAUGACGGUCGGGCUGUCCAAUUUUGUCUCCGGCGUCACGGGCGGGUACACAGGCAGCUACAUCUUCUCCCAGUGCAUCUUCAACCUCAAGGCAAACAUCCACACGCGUCUGGUUGGUGCCACGGAGGCGGUUAUCGGGCUUGUGGUGGUUGCCCUUCCCGUAUCGGUACUGGCCUAUGUUCCAAAGUUCUUCUUCGCCGCCAUCCUGACCUUCAUUGGCAUCGACCUCCUUUACUGCUGGCUUCUGGGCUCCUUCAAACUCGUGCACAUGUCCGAGUACGUGAUCAUCUGGUUGACGUUUAUCGGCAUCAACUUGACCAAUCUUGAGGCCGGCAUUGGCAUUGGCAUUGCGCUCUCAAUCCUGGUGUUUAUAUUCAAGUUUGCGCGAUCAAAUGUGACGCUUCCAGUUCACAAGCAGAGCCACACCAUUCGUGGAUUUAAGCAACGCAACAUCCUCGGCAGCUCAAACGAGCGCUUUGUUGUGCUGGAGUUGAGCGGCCACAUCUUCUUCGGCUCCUCCGUCGGCAUCUUGCGCGACCACAACGCCAUCGUGGCCAUGUGUGCACUGCGACCCGCCGACGCCCGCCUCAUGUAUGCGCACGGCGUUCUCCCACGACCAAAAGACACCACACAUUCAACACUCGCCAAACACAUGCAUGCGUUUGAAACGCUGGAAGACGCGCUCGUGUGGUGCGAGGACAGUUUCCUCCACAAGACGGACGCACGCGCCGCUCCAUUUUGCAGCCGUCUCUCCCUUCAAGACGUGCUGUUGGGUUUUGCAAUGGACCACGAUGGCGAGCCAUCCAGCAAUCUGAGAGAUUGUGUUGAGCGCACAUGUCGACUAUUCCGCACGCAGUCAUUCGAAGCUGGCGAUGUUAUUUUCGCGGAGGGCGAGGACGGAGAUGGGAUGUACUUCGUGCUGUCCGGUGAAGUCACGCUCUUGAAAGUGCAGGAGGAAUUACGGCACCCGCACUCGUUCCAAAAUCUUGGCGCUUUGCUCAAGCGCAUCAAAGCGCGCUCGAGCCGCGUUGGCAUUCGCCGCAUCGCUGCCCGCCUCUCCGACGUCUCGCACGGACGCCUUCACAGCCACACGCAACACGAUCAACAGCAGCAGCAGCAGCAGCAGCAGCAGCAGCAGCAGCAGCAGCAGUACGAACCAUCAGCAUGGGUGCAGAACAUGAGAAGUCGCGGCGGUGGUGUUGGUCCUGGCAAUGGGCUGCGCCGCAAGGAACAACAGGGAGAGGACGAGAGCCAGCCCCUCAUCCAAAGCGAUGGCAGUGAUGUGGAAGCGAGUGGCAGCUCUGUAAUUGGACGCCAGCAUGCGCACGACCACCCAGACAGCAUCAGUGGCAGUCACAUCAGUGAUAGCAGCAGCGGCAGCAGUGCCAAUACUGAGGAUGCGAGUCGCGUUGUGACUCGCCGCUUCGUCUGUCACCCUGGCAGCUUGUUCGGGGAGGUGUCGUUUGUGCUUCGUCAACCGCGGGAUUUUCGUGCCGUCGCGAAGACGCGCUGCAGAGUUUCGUGCCUCAGCAGGGCCGCGUUUGAUGCACUGCAGAACAGGAGCGGCGACGAUCGAUUCCAGCUGCUGUCCGCCAUUGUGACGCGCAGCCUCGCCCUCAUGCUACAAAACAACGACGAAACAUUCUUCGUUUGA
Messenger RNA from Salpingoeca rosetta, 4096 nucleotides. RefSeq lists its product as uncharacterized. Bases 47 to 4096 code for a protein of 1349 amino acids. Gene Ontology annotation, molecular function: protein heterodimerization activity. Gene Ontology annotation, cellular component: membrane. The transcript is spliced from 24 exons. NCBI's taxonomy places the organism in Eukaryota, Choanoflagellata, Craspedida, Salpingoecidae. The record is from RefSeq and is a predicted model, not a curated record.